AUGGCCACAAGAAUUCAUCGGCCUGAUGGAGCCAAGCAGAGCAAUUUCCCGACGACCUCAAGAGUGCCAAAGCCCCACAAGGACAUGCGCGGUGUGACUGCCAUUCGGAAAUCAGAAGCUGCAUUGCGCGUUGAACGAGACGAACUGCUUGAGAAGACGGCCGCCCAAGGCAAAUCCAUCUCCGAUCUUCAGCAACAGCUGGCAAAGGCGACACAAACUGCACAGGAGGCAACAGAGCAAGUGGUCUCACAGCGAGAGGAGCUGGAGCACAUCAACGCCGAGAACAUCCGCACCCUUCAAGAGCAACACAACCACGAGGAGAUUUUGAGGCGACUGCAAACGCUGCAGGCACUGGUGGAGGCCCAGCACAUCAAUUCCGUGACCGGUCAGCCACUGGCGAAUGCAGAGGCCAUGGCACAGCGGCAGCAAGAAACGCAAGCCAAAGCCUGCGCGGACAUGGAGGCUGUGGCUACAACGGCGCAAACUUGCGAUAGUCAAUUGCAGGCCCUGCUUGCUCACACGCAAGCGCUUGAGCAGCAGUUUGGCAUCGCCCCGCAGCCCACGGCCACCGCAAAUGAUGAUGGCAUGAGUGCAUUUGCAGUCGACCUGAGUGAUCCAGCACAGCUGCGCGAUGCACACAUGUUCUGA
Salpingoeca rosetta is the source of this 648-nucleotide messenger RNA. RefSeq lists its product as uncharacterized. The record is from RefSeq and is a predicted model, not a curated record. Bases 1 to 648 code for a protein of 215 amino acids. Lineage: Eukaryota; Choanoflagellata; Craspedida; Salpingoecidae. The transcript is spliced from 6 exons.